Anguilla anguilla (European eel) is the source of this 1478-nucleotide messenger RNA. Its product is annotated as T-box transcription factor T-A-like. The record is from RefSeq and is a predicted model, not a curated record. Gene Ontology annotation, cellular component: nucleus. Lineage: Eukaryota; Metazoa; Chordata; Actinopteri; Anguilliformes; Anguillidae. Gene Ontology annotation, molecular function: DNA-binding transcription factor activity, RNA polymerase II-specific; RNA polymerase II cis-regulatory region sequence-specific DNA binding. The coding region runs from base 125 to 1387 and encodes 420 amino acids. Gene Ontology annotation, biological process: somitogenesis; cell fate specification; heart morphogenesis. The transcript is spliced from 8 exons.
UGGUGUCUUUGAGUUAGCGCAAUUGUUAACUGAUCCUUUGGGGAAAGCAGGGAUUCUGUUAUCUGCUGAACCUGCGAGGACUUCUUCAUUUCUUUGGACCUUUUUAUCGCGACCAUUCGGAGAUAUGAGUUCCUCCAACACUGACCAACGGCUGGACCAUCUCUUGAGCGCCGUUGAGAGCGAGUUUCAAAAGGGCAGCGAGAAAGGCGAUACCUCCGAGCGGGAUAUUAAACUUACCCUGGACGACGAAGAACUCUGGACCAAGUUUAAGGAGCUGACUAACGAAAUGAUAGUCACCAAAACUGGCAGGCGGAUGUUCCCGGUGCUCCGAGCGAACGUGUCGGGCCUCGACCCAAACGCCAUGUACUCCGUUCUUCUGGACUUCGUGGCGGCGGACAACAGCCGGUGGAAGUACGUUAACGGGGAGUGGGUGGCGGGCGGGAAGCCGGAGCCGCAGAGCCCCAGCUGCGUCUACAUCCACCCCGACUCACCCAACUUCGGAGCGCACUGGAUGAAGGCGCCGGUCUCCUUCAGCAAAGUCAAACUCUCCAAUAAACUCAACGGGGGAGGACAGAUAAUGCUGAACUCCCUGCACAAGUACGAGCCGCGCAUUCAUAUCGUCAAAGUGGGCGGAGUGCAGAAGAUGAUCAGCAGCCAGUCCUUCCCGCAGACGCAGUUCAUCGCCGUCACCGCCUACCAGAACGAGGAGAUUACAGCUCUGAAGAUCAAACACAACCCAUUCGCAAAAGCCUUCCUGGAUGCAAAAGACCGGAGUGACCACAAGGAGGCGCCAGACCAGAGCGGGGACAGCCAGCAGUCUGGAUACUCACAGAUCGGAGGCUGGUUUUUACCCAGUAACGGCUCCUUCUGCCCCAGCAGUAGCCCCUCCCAGUUCAGCAGUGGCCCCGCCCUCUCUUCAGGGUCAUACUGUGAGCGCUACUCUGGUCUAAGGAGUCACCGAGCCACGCCCUACCCCACCCACUACUCACACCGCAACACCGGCACCAACGGCUACAUGGAUAACGGCUCUCCUGGCCUGGCAGCCCAUGACAGCUGGUCCUCCUUGCAGAUCCCCAACACCAAUGGAAUGGGCACGCUCCCACACUCCACCAAUCCCAGCUCCAACAGCAGUCAGUACCCCAGCCUCUGGUCAGUGUCGGGGACGUCUCUGGGCCCCUCGGGGUCCCCGCCCGGGCCCCUGGGGAGCAGCCUGACCUCCCAGUUCCUGCGGGGCUCGUCCGUGCCCUACUCCGCCCUGCCAGGCUCCGCCCCCUCAUCAAUGUACGACAACAGCCUGACGGAGGUCAGCGCCGGUGACGCCCAGUUUGAGACCUCCAUCGCUCGGCUCACCGCCUCCUGGACCGCGCCCGUAGCACAGACCUACUGACCCCGCCCCUCGACCCAGACCCCACACCCAGACCUACUGAUCCCGCCCACAAUCGCCCCCCCCUCGACCCAGACCCCACACCCGGAACCCA